Prionailurus viverrinus (fishing cat) is the source of this 963-nucleotide messenger RNA. RefSeq names its product olfactory receptor 4K2-like. The record is from RefSeq and is a predicted model, not a curated record. Gene Ontology annotation, biological process: G protein-coupled receptor signaling pathway. Lineage: Eukaryota; Metazoa; Chordata; Mammalia; Carnivora; Felidae. The transcript has a single exon. Gene Ontology annotation, cellular component: membrane. Gene Ontology annotation, molecular function: G protein-coupled receptor activity; olfactory receptor activity. Bases 4 to 963 code for a protein of 319 amino acids.
AUCAUGGAGGGAUUCAACCAUUCUGGAGUAUCUGAAUUUGUAUUACUUGGACUUACUGAUUCUCCUGAGCUCCAGAUUUUUUUCUUUGUGAUGUUUUCUGUUUUCUAUUUACUAACUAUGUUGGGCAACUGCUUGAUUUUGCUCACAGUCCUAUGCACCCCACACCUUCACUCCCCCAUGUAUUUCCUCCUCAGCAACCUCUCUCUCAUUGACAUGUGCUUGUCCUCCUUUGCCACUCCAAAGAUGAUCAUGGACUUCUUUGCUGAGCAUAAGACCAUCUCUUUUGAGGGCUGCAUUUCUCAGAUCUUCUUUUUGCACCUUUUCACUGGGACUGAGAUUGUGCUGCUGAUCUCCAUGUCUUUUGACAGGUACAUUGCCAUAUGCAAACCUCUCCAUUAUUCAACAAUUAUGAGCCAAAGAGUGUGUGUUGGGCUUGUGGUAACUUCUUGGACAGUGGGCUUCCUGCAUACAAUGAGCCAGUUAGCUUUUACUCUCUGUUUACCCUUCUGUGGUCCUAAUGUUGUAGACAGUUUCUUCUGUGACCUUCCUUUGGUCAUCCAGCUGGCUUGUAUAGAUAUCUAUGUUCUUGGAAUCUUCAUGAUCUCAACUAGUGGUGUGAUUGCUCUUGUAAGUUUUCUGCUUUUGCUCACCUCCUACGUCAUUGUUCUUGUCACUAUCAAGGACCACUCUUCCACAGGAUCAUCUAAGGUUUUUUCUACCUGUACUGCACAUUUCCUAGUUGUGUUAAUGUUCUUUGGCCCCUGCAUCUUCAUCUAUGUGUGGCCUUUCACUAACUUCCUGGUGGACAAAGUUCUGUCUGUUUUCUAUACCAUCUUUACCCCCUUUCUGAAUCCACUUAUCUAUACUUUGAGAAACCAGGAAAUGAAGACAGCUGUGAAGAAGAAACUAAGUAACCAAUACCUAAAUCUUGGGAAAACUUCUCCAAGAUAUCCAGUGCAAUGA